This is a messenger RNA of Zymoseptoria tritici IPO323, 1800 nucleotides long. RefSeq lists its product as uncharacterized. The annotation marks the transcript as partial. Gene Ontology annotation, biological process: DNA-templated transcription; regulation of DNA-templated transcription. Lineage: Eukaryota; Fungi; Ascomycota; Dothideomycetes; Mycosphaerellales; Mycosphaerellaceae. The record is from RefSeq and is a predicted model, not a curated record. Gene Ontology annotation, molecular function: zinc ion binding; carboxy-lyase activity; DNA-binding transcription factor activity, RNA polymerase II-specific. The transcript has 8 exons.
CCGCAGGCCGAGGUGGAUGAUUUCUUGAGGAAGAAGAGGAAGGCGAGAGAGCAUAAGGCUUGCUAUCCAUGUCGGCAAAGGAAGGUGAAAUGCGAUCUCUCACGGCCCUGCACUACCUGCAAGGAACGUGACCAUCCGGAACUGUGCUCAUAUCAUCCUCCAAACAAAAGACAAAAUGUCGACCUCCAUGCCCAGGGCCCUGCCAUGCGAGCGGACCAUCAGGAUGGAGGAAUGGCAAUGUCGCAGAACAACAAUCCAGGAUACGUGACGUUAGCUCGGUCUGAGUUCGACUUACUAUGUCGGAAGCUGAACGGACUGGAAAAUUCCAUUGCAGAUUUGAGGCGUGAGAUUCGCAGAAACUCUCAUGAGAACAACAAUGGAACUCACGAUAGUGACGGGAGUAGCGAGGGUGCUAGGAUGCAAACUCACACUGAUUUGCACGGGUUGCAUACCAAGAAUGAAUCGGGCGAAAUCGUCCAUCUUGGCGGAGGAUCCGUCCCAGCAAUGCUCUAUGCCAUCAGCCAGGGUCAGCCUCCCAGCGGUGCAGAGCAAAGUCAACUCCAAGAGUUCCUCGGCAAGUCCGUACUGCCCCUGUUCGGGCUUGACAACGAGUCGGCCACAUACCCGUUCGUGGAUCUCUGGGGUCUACCGCACGGCUCCCUGCAACGUGCCCGAGAACUUGCCAAAGCAUUACCAGGCGAUCAACAACUACUCAGUCUGUUCGCCAGCUACCGCGACAUUGGCUAUAUCAUCUAUCCGGGGAUCGCAGACUUGGAAGCAUUAGAGGCCGAUCUUGCGGUGUUCUUGGCCAAUCGAUCGAGUCAGCCCAGUCCAGAGGAUGGAGUGACGGAGCAGUCAAUUUAUGGAAAGAGCUUUUACUGGUUGGGGAUGUUGUUCGCAGUGCUGGCGAGUGGGGCUCAGUGCAGUGCGUUGACGAGGAAAGAGAGAGAAUUGACCUCGCAGGUUUACGUGUGCUGUGGAUUCGAAUGUUUACGGUUCACAAAUUUCUUGUCGCAGCCCCAUAUUGAAAGUAUUCAGGCGCUGGUCAUCAUUGGUAACGUCAUGACGAACAACAUGAAUGCCGGCACAGCAUGGAGUCUACUCGGUCUUACCAUUCGACUCGCUCAAGGCCUUGGACUACAUCAAGCAUGUCCGCCGCACGUUCCACCCGAACACGUCUUCCCUCGGAGCAAAGUAUGGUGGUCUAUCAUAUGGGCAGAUUCUCUGCUAUCCAUCACUUACGACCGCAAUGCUGCCUUGGACGUGCACACGAUGCCAAUGCCGAACCACUUUGGUGGAGUCUCCUCCUACCAUCAAUGCAUGUAUCGCAUGUGCAAGAUCGGCCUUGAUAUCAUUCGCGACCGCGCCAGGGCCACUACUCCUCGUGAACACAUCGCCAGCAUCCGCCAGCACCGCGAUUCCAUCGCCGCCGUCAUGCGGGAUGCGUCCGAACAUCUCCGCGACUCUCGAAAGUGCGCGACAUCAAAGGACACGCUCGAGCACUGGGCUCUCUAUCUGCAUACCUCCUACGCCACCUCCGAACUCUGCCGUCCUGCAAUCAGUCCGUCCACCACAUCCAGCGAGAUCGUCAACACCUUCAGAUCGGUAUGUGUCGAGUAUUUGGCCAACACAGUUGAAGCAUUUCUUGGCCUCAACAACAUUACCUUCUUCGCACGCCAGUCUUGGGCCGCCGUUCACCGUGCGCUAAGCUCCGCUCUGCUCCUCGGUAUCCUCGGCGAGCACACCCGGAGUGAACGCGCGCGCAGACUGGUCGGCAGGUUCAUUACCCUCAUGUCCGAG